GGGUGAGGAUCCGACCACAGACGAACCAGCAGCGGCAGGAGAUGCCAGAGAGAUGCGGAACUCUGAGGGGCUCAAACAGCCUCCAGACUGCAAGGCUUCGGGUUUUCAUCCUCAUAAAGUUUUAGAGAAGAGGUGGAGCCCUAGCCGAGCAGUCCAGUUUGAACAUGGCAGCUCAGACAGUGGGUCCUGUCUUUGACGUGAUGCCCCCUCUUCUCCAUGCAGAGUCUGUAGCUCAUGGAAGACCAGGCUCUGGUUCUGGUUCUAGUUCUAGUUCUGAAUCCUACGUUGAGAAAAAUGUUUCCAACCUCAAAAUGCAGACACACGAGCUCCGCUCCUUCGGACUGGCGUUUCAGGAGAGCCUUGCCACUCCAGAGGACGUUGCUGCAACAGGUUUCGACGAGAGUAACGGCGACGGUGUGCGUCGCAAGCGUGAGUUCACCCCCAGUGAGAGGAAAGACGAAAACUACUGGGACAAAAGAAGGAAAAACAACGAGGCGGCCAAGAGGUCUAGGGAGAAGAGGCGGGCGAACGACAUGGUGCUGGAGCGCAGGGUCCUGGGUCUGCUGGAGGAGAACGCUCGCCUGAAGGCCGAGGUGUUGGCCCUCAAGUUUCACUUCGGGAUGGUCAAGGACCCGUCUGAUGUGUCCAUCCUGCCAUUGUCCACACCACCCAGUUUGACCCCCAGUAACACAGAUGGCCUCUCAUACUACAACACCCACCACACCCAGCCUGUGCAGGGUGUUUGGACAGAAAUGUCUCCACAGACUGGCAGUAGAGACUCCAGCGUCCGUCCAUGUGUCCCACAGGCAGACAGCACUGGGUUUUAUGAUGACACAUUGGAUGAGUGGGUCAGGCCUCCACCAACACAGCAUCCACAGGUGUGUGAGGCAGCGAGCGGAAGAGCAGACUCAUCCGACCGUCUGAGGAACCUCCCACACAAGCUCCGGUUCAAAAACCCACCCGAUGGGAGGGUGUCUUCAUCACCUGAUAGCAAACCUGCUGGCCCACCUGUAGCCAUGGUGGAGCCGAACAUCCAGGUAAAAACAGCCCAGAAGGGGGGAUGGGCUGGUCAGGCCGCGGUCCAGGCCCCUUAUGGGUGUGAGCAGCAGCAGCAGGUCCGGGACUCGUCCUGUGGACUCGAUGACUCCUCGUUUCUUCAGAAGUCAAACAGGAAGUUCUUAGCAGGAGAUGUGAGUCUGAGGACGCACAUCAGCAGUUUGUCGCAGGAGGUGGCUCAGCUCAGGAAGCUCCUCUCCCAACAGCUUCUCCAUAAAAUCCCUUAAAAAGAAAACCUCAAACCCAAACGUUGACAGAGAUCUCAUCCACUCAAACAUACAGUUUAUAACCAAUCUCCGCUAAAACAGCAACGUUUUUAUAACCAAUCUUUAUUUCUAUGUAUGGAUAAAUCUGACAGUGACUUUUCAAUUUUAUUGGGUUAAUAUAUUAGUAAGAAGACUGUGGGAAAUGGGGAGAGCUUAUAGAAAAUAAAAAAUGUAACAUUAAUUCUCACUGCUUUGUACAAUUUCAACUAUAUGGUUUGUUUGACAAAAUUUUUUUCUUUUUAUUUAUAAAAUUACUCUAAAGUUGUAAUUAGUGUGAUUAAAAUGUUUUUUUUUUUUCAGUAUUUUAUUCUGUCUGUUGAUCCACACAAGCACAUAACCUGUUAGGUUUGAACUGGCCAGCUGCAAAACUGACUUCCUCUUAAUUCAUUUAAAGCUAUACUUUAUUGUAGAAUAAUAAUAACAAAAAAUCUGACCUGAUCAUAUUGCUUUUAUGAAUCAAUUCUGAUUAAAAUUUUUUAUUUUUGACAGAAAACCUCCAGAAAAAACCCUUAAUGUCAAAUUAAAAUCUGAGUUCUUGAAAAGUGAUGACAAUUAAAUAAAAAAUAUGAACAUUAAAUAAGUGAUUGCAUGAAUAUUCACCACCUUCAAAUCAGUAUUUAGUAGAUGCACCUUCCACAGCACACAGUCUGUGUGGACAGGUCUCCAUCAGCAGCUGCAUUCCUCCGCUCUUCCUUGUAAACUGUUCAACCUCUGUCAGCUCUUCUCCUCAGACACUCCAUCCUCACACGGACUGUUUGUGGUGAUGUGCAGUGUUCGGCGUCUGAUAUGUUCAAUGCUUUAGAGAAGGUCGUUUCCAUCCUCUGACUCAUACUUUCAGUAGAAUUUUCUCUGAUUUGCUGGGAGUGUUCUUUCUUUUUGUCUGGCCAGGAAUACUGACGAACCAGUGAAUGAACCUUCCAGUUUAAAGACCCAGAUGUCUUUAUAUUACAAUCACUUAUCUGAUCUCCAUUUCUCCUAUUCCACAGUAAGUGGAAAACCAAUUGGCUGGACCUCUGUUGAAUUUAUGCAACGCCUUAUUUUAUGUAAUAUAAUUUGCAUUUAGUUGUCAUUAUCUUGUAGAAAUCAGUUUUAGCUUUGACAUUGAAAGCUUCUUCUUUCUUGUGUGGGUCAAGAAAGCUAAAUUUUAUUGAUUGAGAUUGAUUUGUAAAAACA
Molecule: messenger RNA, 2495 nt
Organism: Gambusia affinis (western mosquitofish)
Lineage: Eukaryota; Metazoa; Chordata; Actinopteri; Cyprinodontiformes; Poeciliidae
Exons: 2
Coding region: 165-1283 (372 amino acids)
Biological process (GO): regulation of DNA-templated transcription; circadian rhythm
Cellular component (GO): nucleus
Molecular function (GO): DNA-binding transcription factor activity; DNA binding
Source: RefSeq, a predicted model, not a curated record